AUGGCUCAAAAGCCAUUAAAAGAAGGUAGUCCGAACCGUAUCGAAAUUCAAGAAACGGAUGAAUCUAAAAAUGUCGUUGCAACGUACAUCGCUUCUCCUGCUGAUCGGCCUGACAAUAAAGGAAGGGUCGAUGUAAUCAUCCCAGAAAACACAAAUAGCUAUGCGAGAAGUGUUUUGAAUGCGUUUUUGCCGGCGGGAUAUCCACAUAGUGUUACUAGUGAUUAUCUUGGGUAUCAGAUAUAUGAUUCAUUACAAGCUUUUAGCAGUUCAAUUGCUGGGAUGUUAUCUAACAGAGCUGUGCUCGAAGGCAUGUAUCCAGAGCCUCACCCAGCUCUUCGCAGAAUCGGCGUAGGCGACUCCCACGCCUCCCCAACCUCCGCCCUCCUCCUCUCAGUCCUCCAAGAAUCCAUGGGUCGAAUAGCCACCAUACUCUUCGCCCACCGCCUCGGCACUUCUCUGGAACCAGAAUGCAAAAUGUAUCGGCUGCUUGCCGAUAUCUUCAAUGAUUCGGCGAUGAUUCUGGAUUGUCUGUCUCCUGCGUUGCCGAAGCCUUCGAGGGUGGCUAUGUUGGCGACGAGUUCGUGUUUGAGGAGUCUGUGUGGUGUGGCGGCUGGGAGUAGUAAGGCGAGCUUGUCGGCGCAUUUUGCUACGCAGGGGAAUUUGGGGGAGUUGAAUGCUAAAGAUUCGAGUCAAGAAACAGUCAUAUCUCUGAUGGGGAUGUUAGCUGGUAGUCUCAUCGUCAGCCAUAUCAGUACGAAAUGGGCGACCUGGACUUCGAUGAUCUUCUUGCUGGGCAUCCACCUUGGGACGAACUACUUAGCUGUUCGAGCUGUGAGUAUGAGGACGCUGAAUCGUCAAAGAGCAAAUAUCGUUUUCUCACGUUGUCUCCACGACGCGUCUCAAGAAUUCUCACGCAAGAGAAAUUCACAGACGGGUGACAUUUCAUUGACAAUCCCAGCACCACAGGAAGUAUCCAUUGAAGAGCGGAUAUUUGAAAGAGAUGGAAUACUUAGGUACUCGGGCGCCAAAUACGGAAGUGGGUAUUGCAAAAUUGGUGUCUCCUUGCAAGAGAUCCUGGCUCUUUUCGAUCAACCUUCAAAGGUGCCAGGACGUCCGCCUUCACCUCCUAUCUCAGAUUUCAACAAGCUAUUGGAGGUAUAUAAAGAUGAUGAUUACAUCAUGAUGUGGGAUCAAUCUCCAUUUCGAGAACAGCGAUUUCUGAUCGCCAUAAAGGAGGGUGCUGGAAAUGCUACGUUGUUGAGUGCGUGGAUGCAUGCUCUUUAUCAUGCCGAAUCCUGGGCUCUUAACAGGAGAGAAGGCGAGAGCCUGAUUGAGACUUUGCAGAGGACAAAGUUGUAUGUCGAGCAGGUUCAGGAUCGAUUCAAUUUCUUUGAGGAAUUGCAAAAAGCUGGAUGGGAUAUUGAGACUGGGGCGCUGGAGACGAAGAGUGGGACGAGGAUUAAGAUACUUAGAUGA
Molecule: messenger RNA, 1476 nt
Organism: Glarea lozoyensis ATCC 20868
Lineage: Eukaryota; Fungi; Ascomycota; Leotiomycetes; Helotiales; Helotiaceae
Exons: 6
Coding region: 1-1476 (491 amino acids)
Source: RefSeq, a predicted model, not a curated record